AUGGACAUUGUCGAUCUUUUCAAAUUGGUAACAACAAAAGAUUCUACUUGUGAACAUCAACAGCAACAAUACCUUUCACCAUCAGAAUGUAAAUCAUCAAAAAAAACGAUGCGUCCAUUUCGUUUUCCACAAAUUGGUUCAUCAACCAAUAUCCCCAUCGCUCAGUCAGAUCCUCAUCGUCAUCGUACAUUGUCUUUAUCAAAUUAUCUUUACAAUGAACGUAAUCGUCGUCAAUCUCUAGCCGAAUCUACAUUAACAUUUCAACCAGUUAGACAUGAAACAUUAGAAAAACGAGAAAUACUCUCAUCAGAAAAAAAACUAGCAGUUUUUCAUCAUAAUAUGAAUAAUCAUAAAGUUGAUACUGCUGUUAUUCAUUCUGAACAAGAUCAAGCUGCGCAACCGUCAUCACCAUCACCAGUCUCUAGUUAUUGGAACACCGAUCGUAUAAGAGAAUGGGUAGUAGAAGAAACAAAUAGCAAUGAACGAACAACAACACCGAUUAUUGUUAAGGAAUGUAAUUCAAUAACAAAAAAUGAUUUAGUUGAUUUUUAUCGUCGUUUUCGUGGUGAAACUCAUACUUCAACAUCAGCAGCAUCAUUUUUAUAUUCAAAUCCAUCGUCAAGUCAUCAUUGGUAUGCAUUAGAUAAAUAUGGUAAACUAAUCGGGUUCCUAUUUUGUGGAGAAAAAAAAUAA
This is a messenger RNA of Didymodactylos carnosus, 693 nucleotides long. NCBI's taxonomy places the organism in Eukaryota, Metazoa, Rotifera, Eurotatoria, Philodinida, Philodinidae. The record is from the annotation of a GenBank genome assembly.